GGCAAAGGUGCUGCUGGUUUCCCCCACACGGAAGUGCCAAUAAUAUAUGGAUGUUUUGGUGUUGCGUGGCAAAUGGCUUAUAUUAGGCAAGCAAGCAAAUAGGUUGACAUGCCAAAUGGUUUAUAUAGUUAUAUUAUUAGCCGUUUGGCCUUUGAAAUCUAGAGAUCCGUAUCUCUCCCGCGUCCGCUUUUCCCGCCCCUUUCUCUCUCUCUCUCUCUCUCUUCGCCACCUCCAUUGCCCUUGCCCUCUCUUUCCCCUCAACCAACAAACAACCCUUCUCCUUUUGUCUCUUCUCUUCUCUUGAUCCCAUCUCUUAUUUUCAGUUUUCCAUUAUACUUGACCUCAUCUCUCUCUGUUUUUUUAUUUUUUUUUUAACUCUCCCAAUAUAUAGGAGCAUUAGGAAAGAAGAAAAACAAUAAGAACAGUGUGAGUGUUGGUGGGGAGGGGUGUUGAUGCUUAGAGCUAUUUAAAUUCAGAUGAGGAGGAAGAAGGGUCAGUUCAAUGAGCAUGAUAUGCUAGCUGCAUAUGCCUAAUUGAUCUAUUGAUGCUGCAUAUGGAUUCUUCAGAAAAACGUGCAAGGAGAAGGAGGUGACGAGUCACCGCCACCGCCAUCAUCAUCAUCAUCUUCUUUUUUUCUUAUCUGGACGUCAGUGCUGCUGAGGACACACGCUGGAGGGGAGGAAGAUGGCGGACCAAGGCGAGGAGAAAAAAUCUUCUGGCUGCGGCCUCCUAGUCCUCUACUACACCAUCUUCCGUCGCCAGCCCUCCUCCACUGCUCCUGCUCCCCGCCGUUCUUCCUCCACCAGCUCCAUCCCCAAUACCAACACCAACACCAAUGCCCAUGCCCAUGCCGACCUCUCUCCUUCCAACUCCAAGCGUCGCCGCGCUGGUUCUGACGAGGUCACCCUGCUCAGCCACGUCAAGCCACCCGACCUGCCCAACGGUCCCUCCCAAAUCCGCUCUAAACAAGAUGCUCACCCCACAUGCCACUGCCACUUGCUAUCAGAAACCUAUUGUCAGGAAACAACCACCCUCCAAUGAGUUGUCUGUCAAGACGGUGCCCGGACCAGGACCCCUCAAGCGCCUGCAGAGCAAUGGACUCACAGCCGAGCUUGAGAGCAUGAUCCACGAUCACCAGCGGACCAAGGGGAGCAGCACUCUGGUCCGGGCUUCGUCCGGCAACGUCAUGCUUUACGGCAACUUGGGUAACAUCCGGGCACCUGGUGCUGUCACCACCAAUCAUCACCUGUCAAAGGCCGCCGCCGCAGCAGCAGAGACAAGAGAGAAUGCAAAUAAUGACAAUGCUGUGAGCAACAGCAGCAGUAGCACAGCUAUAGAACCCGUGAUGUCCAUGUGCAGAGCAUUGUCGAGGAGAUUGGACCCGGAGGAGCUGAAGGAGAUGGGCAAUGAUGAGUAUAGCAAGGGCAGAUACCCCGAGGCCAUUGCUCUCUAUGAUCGUGCCAUCUCCUCAGACCCUCAGGUGGCCUCUUAUCACAGUAACAAGGCUGCAGCGCUCAUGCGUCAUGGGCUUCUCCUCGACGCCGUGGCUGAGUGCACUGAAGCUGUCAGGCUCGAUCCUUGUUAUUCCAGAGCACAUCAUCGUCUGGCCACUCUUCAUCUCAGACUGGGUGAAGCCGAGAAAGCAAUCCGUUACUACAAGUUAGCCAAGGGUGAAACUAAGGCCAAUGAUAUUUCACAGGGGCAAGCUCUCCAAAGCCAUCUCAACAAGUGCAAUGAAGCACAUAGGCUCAAGGACUGGCACACUGUUCUUAAAGAAGCAGAGGCGGCUGUCAACUCUGGUGCUGAUGCUGCUCCACAGGUAUUUGCCUAUCAAGCAGAGGCGCUCCUGAUGACCCACAAGCAGGAAGAGGCGGAUUCAACGUUGAUCGAUGCACCCAAAUAUGACAUUGAUGCGUCUACAAGCUUUUUCGGUCCUUGCACGAAUGCAUAUGUACUCGCUGUACAAGCACAAGUCAAUAUUGCGGCGGGAAGGUUUGAGGAUGCAGUUAAAUUGGCUCAAAAGGCGGCGCGUCUUGACCCUAGCAGCAAGGAUGCAAAUGCAGCAGCCCAGAAGGCUCUUGCUGUGGCAAAUGCUCGAUCCAAAGGCAAUGAUCUGUUUAAGGCCUCCAAGUUUGGAGAAGCAUGUAUCGCAUAUGGAGAAGGCCUUGACCAUGAUGCGCACAAUGCAAUUCUGCUCUGCAACCGUGCUGCUUGCCGAUCAAAAUUGGGACAAUGGGAGAAGGCCAUUGAGGACUGCAAUGCUGCUCUUAACAUGCGGCCUUCUUACACCAAAGCUCGUUUGAGGAGAGCUGACUGCAAUUCCAAGCUGGAAAGGUGGGCAGCAUCAAUAGAGGACUAUGAGAAUUUACUUGACCAUGUACCAGGGGACGAGGAGAUUAGCAAGGCCUUGACUGAGGCUCAAGCUAAGCUCAAGAAGCAACAAGAAGCAGCACUCAGUGGCAUGAUAAACUCCGGUGACUCUCAUCUGAUACGCAUCACAGCAGAGGAUCAAUUCAGGCACAUUAUCAUGUCAUCUGGGCUGUCUGUUACGCUCUUCUUCAGUAAACAAAGCGAAGCUUCAAAUCCUUCAUUGCCUUUGAUGGAGCAACUCUGCAAGCAAUACCCUUCAAUAAAUUUCCUCAAGGUAGAUGUGGAAGAGAACGCCUCCCUAAAAAAGUCAGAGAGUGUAACCUCAGUCCCCAGCUUCAAUGUUUAUAAGAAAGGUUCUAUUAUCAAAGGUGUUUCAGGGUCUGACCACCAUCAGCUUGAGAGCACAGUCAGAAGUUUCACUACUAAUUGAAUUGAAGAGGCGAAAAGAGAAGAGCUAGAAGAGAUGAGAGGAACAAAUUAAAGAUGGAAGAAAAACAACCCAAUGCCCAUGCAUGAUAUAUAUAUAUAUAUAUAGAGUAUAUAUAUAGGUGUUCCAAGGCUGAAGUUGAAAAGAGAUCGGCAAUUCCUUUUACAUGAAUCAAUCAUUAAUGUUUGUGUUGAUAUAACACAAGACAAGGGACAAUAACGUACACACAAGAGAGUGAACAGUGGUUGUCAAAUGUAUAUAUAUUUGUACUGCUUCUCUUGCUAGCUACUUUGAUCUGAUCCAGCAUGUGGAACCGGGUAAAUCAACAAAAUUAA
Dioscorea cayenensis subsp. rotundata (Guinea yam) is the source of this 3132-nucleotide messenger RNA. RefSeq names its product TPR repeat-containing thioredoxin TTL4-like. Gene Ontology annotation, cellular component: cytoplasm. The record is from RefSeq and is a predicted model, not a curated record. Gene Ontology annotation, molecular function: protein binding. Lineage: Eukaryota; Viridiplantae; Streptophyta; Magnoliopsida; Dioscoreales; Dioscoreaceae.